CGUAAACAGUAUUAUUAUCAAUCAUGCAGCCGAUAUAAUUUGACUGGUAAAUCUUGUCCAAUUUCUUCGAUCUUUCUCUUCAACUUCGUUGAAGCCAGUGAUCAAUGGAGCGGGGAUUCUGAAGCUAUGCGGUCCAUUAUGCUUGAUGGGUUGUAGUUGAUUCAAGUGUUUCUGUGAUACCUUAUUUUGACAAUGCGACAUUUUAAACUGCUCUAAUCUUAAGGGCAGGAGGAUUUGAACCUAAAUACAAGGAGACGGGAAUUUAGUCCGCUGACCAACUGUUCUAAUUCACGUCUACGUGUUGCCUUGAUUCCUAGCAUGAACUGAAUUGUGUGGUGCUGGUCCUGCUGGACUGAUAAGAGCAGGUUCAAUCGUUAUUGAGUCACAGGCCAAAAUGCUUCAAUGAUUGCAAAAUUUAUGGAUUGAGAUACUGAAGACACAAGCUUUUUGGUUGAAUGGGCAUCACAGAAACAGUUAUGGCGAAAUCCAUGAGCUUUGAAAGAAAAGAAGGAAGAGACCAUUCAGAAACUAAUAGCAGCUCCAAUGGCUCUGAUAAAGUUUACAUAGAAAGGUCAACAAACUUCAAAAAUUGGGUAUCCACAGAACCGAAAAUUGAAGCAUCUGAUUCAAUAUUUGAGAGUCCUGAUUUAACCUCUUCGAUCGGUAGAAAUGGUGAAGUAGUGGAGAUAAACAAGCCUACAAUUUUGUUUCUUGAGCGCAAUGCGGCGGCAACUAAGAUUCAGAAAGUUUACAGGACGUACAGGACUACACGUACCAAUGCUGCGGCAACUAGGAUUCAGAAGGUUUAUAAGCGUUACAGGACUAGACGAAACUUUGCAGAUUGCGCUGUUGUAGUUGAGGAACUAUGGUUGAAGGCCUUAGACCUCGGAGCUCGGAAACGAAGCUCAGAGGCCUUGGACAUUGAGAAACACGAAACUAUUGAGUCACUGCGGGCACGAACUAGGGCAAGGGCUUCUGGCCAGGCUGACAAACUAGAGCUGCAGCACUGGCUUGAAUCUAUUGAUCCACGCCAUCGGUACGGGCACAAUUUAGAGUUCUACUACGAUGUCUGGUGUGAUUGCGACAGCAAGCAACCUUUCUUCUACUGGUUGGAUAUUGGUGAUGGUAAAAACAUAAAUCUCAGUAAGUGUCCGAGGACCGAGCUACAACGUCAGUGCAUCAGCAAUCUUGGACAACGCCAGAACAGCAGAUAUCUUGUACCAACUAUUUCAGUAGAAUGGACAUUUCUAGUCAUUGGCCUCUGCCUAGAGAUUUUGUCGAUUGCUUUUGAUCAGGCCGCCUCCCCAAGUAAGCCCCGAUAUGCACUAUUUGGUAUGACAUUGGCUAUUGCAGUUCUACUCAUUUGCAUAUGGGAGCUCAUUUACAAGGGUAAAAAGGAAGGAGUUGUGUUGCGGCGGUGGGGAAAGUUGUGGUGGUUUUAUUAUCCACAUUCCGCCCAGAUUUUUGGAACUCUUCCUGACUUUUAUGGAUUACUUGGUAGCACUUCGCAGUGUAUAUGCUCGACGGUUCAAUAUGUUUGCUUCUCUCAUCAUGCUGACAAUCCCAUCAAAGUAUCCCUUUGGCCUGCCAUCUUUCUUGUAUGCUUGGGUGCAAAAAAAUUAGUCGAGAAACGAAAUGAGACCCAUGGACACAAAGAUUAGAUGACAAAGUCUAAUUGCAAUCAAGUAGAUUAAGCAUGGACAACAUUGAUCAAAUCAGAAGUGUAUGUAUCAAAUUCAUGAUUUGUGUAACAUGUGUUAAUGAGCAAAUAAGGAUAGGUAACCUCAAGAAUAUCCAGAAAGAAACAAGAAUUAACAAGAAAUUUGUAUUUCUGUAUCUUUCUUUAACCUCCAAAUGCACAUGGCUUCUUUGUUUUA
This is a messenger RNA of Malus domestica (apple), 1877 nucleotides long. RefSeq names its product IQ domain-containing protein IQM4-like. The record is from RefSeq and is a predicted model, not a curated record. Lineage: Eukaryota; Viridiplantae; Streptophyta; Magnoliopsida; Rosales; Rosaceae. Gene Ontology annotation, molecular function: protein binding.